Messenger RNA from Hypanus sabinus (Atlantic stingray), 4208 nucleotides. It is a transcript of the gene igfals, whose product is annotated as insulin-like growth factor binding protein, acid labile subunit. Lineage: Eukaryota; Metazoa; Chordata; Chondrichthyes; Myliobatiformes; Dasyatidae. Bases 132 to 1961 code for a protein of 609 amino acids. The record is from RefSeq and is a predicted model, not a curated record. The transcript is spliced from 2 exons. Gene Ontology annotation, molecular function: protein binding. Gene Ontology annotation, cellular component: extracellular matrix.
UGUCAUGCUGAAUCAGCCUGUGGUCUGAAGUUAUCUCAUGAAAACUGAAGUUGUGCAGAGUAAUCCUAUUUUCCACCUACGUUAUCCAGUCUGGACACAAGACGAUUCAGAAAACAUACAGUAGGAACAAAAUGAGCAAAUCUGUGGAAACUUGCUUUGUUUUGCUUAUUGUUUAUCUGAGGUUCAUUUCACUGAUGGGAACAAGCUCACAGCUACGACCAGAUGGACAGACAGAUAACAAAAAUUUCACGUGCCCUCACAUGUGCACAUGCAUUUUCGAUGACUACACUGAAGAACUGAAUGUCUACUGCAGCUCUCACAAUCUUACCAGCAUUCCUAACGAUGUACCAACGAAUGCCAAAACAGUUUGGUUUGACAGUAACAACUUCACAGUUCUUCCAUCCUAUGCUUUCAGAAAUCUGUCAAAUCUGGACUUCCUGAACCUUGAGAAAGGACAGAUAGUUAGCAUAGAUCAACAUGCUUUCUAUGGUUUGAAGCAACUGGUCCACCUCCACUUGGAAAGGAACAAUCUGAAACACCUGACACCAAGUGUAUUCCAACACACUCCAGUUCUUGGCUCACUUAGUCUAAACAACAACAACUUCGGCAAAAUUGAGGGAACAUUAUUUUCCAGCCUUUCCCAUCUUUGGUACCUGAAUCUGGGUUGGAAUAAUCUUGCAGUUUUGCCUACAGCAAGUUUUCAUAAUUUGUCUAAGUUGAGGGAGCUUAUUUUAGCGGGAAAUAGACUUAAUUACCUGCAGCCACAACUAUUUACCAGCUUGACAGAGCUGAAGGAACUUGAUCUGUCUAGAAACCUGUUGAGAAUUAUUAAGAGGAACAUCUUUGUGAAUUUGCAAAAACUUCAGAAGCUCUAUUUGAGUCAUAAUCAAAUCAGCACCAUCAUGCCUGGAGCUUUCAUGGGAAUGAAGUCUCUCAGAUGGUUAGACUUGUCUCACAAUCGUAUUACCAUAUUACAUGAGGAGACAUUUGCUGGACUCCUAAACCUCCAUGUACUUCGAGUGCUCAACAAUUCCAUCACAGGAUUAAAGCACAAGACCUUCAGAGAACUUCAGUUUCUAGAAGAGCUCCAAUUUGGGUACAACAAAAUCAGAAGUCUUCCUGAGAACAUUUUUGAGGGCUUAGUCCAACUAGAAGUCCUCACUCUGAAUAAUAAUCAAAUACAGGAGAUCAGACCCGGGGCAUUUGCUGGUCUUUGUGAUGUCGCCGUCCUUAAUCUAUCUAGCAACUUUUUAAAGGACUUAUCAGAAUACACCUUUAAGGGUCUUCCUAACCUUCAUAGCUUGCAUUUAGAAAAUAAUGUAGUCACAAGAAUUCCACCCAACACAUUUUCUGGACUGAUUGGCCUUCGACGACUUUUCUUGCAAAAUAAUCACAUUUCAAUCAUCGAAAAUCAUAGCCUCAGUGACUUACGAGGGCUUUUGGAAUUAGAUUUCAGGUACAACAAACUCACAGAGCUAUCUCCUCAUGCCUUCACAGGAAUAUCAAAUCUGGAAUAUCUUCUGUUAAAGUGCAAUAAACUUGCAAAAAUUCCUGACAUCGCCUUUCAGCCUCUUCAGCAGCUCUCUUGGCUUGAUUUAUCAGAGAAUUUUAUUGAGUUUUUCUACAAUCAUACUUUUAAGCCACUGACCAGGUUAAAAUAUUUGAACCUCAAGAGCAAUUCUUUACGGAAUUUCCCAGAUCAACUUUUGAAACAGUCAUCAGAACUUGAACAAUUAUUGUUGGAUGGUAAUAGAUGGCAUUGCGACUGCUUGUUGAAGUCCCUCAGAGACUACUGUCUGGAGAACCCCCAUGUUGUGCCACGUUACUUUGAAUCAACAGUAGAAAGGGAUGAAAUUCAUACAGUUGUGUAUAUAUACAAUAACAUCACAUGUGCAAGCCCACAAGCCAUAGCUAGUACAGAUCUGAGAGACAUCAGCGAGGACUAUUUUGUUAACUGCUAACAUCAAGCGCAACAUGAGAUGUUACCUACAAUUAUCACAGUCAAAUUAUUCAAAUGGCUAUAUUGUGAUUACUUCAUCUUUUACAAGCAUAUAUUAUCUGCAUAUGCACUUAUAACAAUACAUUAAUCAGUUAAUGGGGGCCUGAAAUUUCUGGAUAGUAUAAUCUGUUAUUGAUACAAUAUUUCCUUCGGGCUCAGAAAACAUAUGACUAAGCUUAUAAACACAAGAGAUUAUGCACAUUCUGGAAUCCAGAGCAACAUUCCCAAAAUGCUGAAGGAACUCAGCAGAUCAAGCAGCAUCUAUGGAAAGGAAUAAACAGUCGAUGUUUCAGGCCGAGACCCUUCAUCAGGAUUUAAGCUUAUUAUAGUUAUGCAAAUAAUGCCCAGAUGAUUGAGCAGAAAUGACAGUAACUGCACUAACUUGAACAUUAAGCAGCUUAAAAGGUAGUAAGAUGUUUCAGUGUUCGGGGAAAUUAUUUUACUGGUUUGGUGAACCAGAAACAAAUUGAAACUGAUGGAUGUCAGUAGGAAUGCAAUAAGAAAAAUUAGCCACUUGGCAAAUUAUAUAUUUUAGGAACAAAAUGUUCUACCAAACCAAAAUACUGAAAAAUGUUGUAAAUCUGAAAUAAAAAGAGAGAAAUUUACAAGUGCUAAGUGGGUCAAAGAACAUUUAUGAAGAUAAGGAUGCAGUAUUUCAUGUUUGUGUCUUUCAUCAGAAUGAGUAAAGAUUAAGAACUAGAUUUGUUUUAAGAUGUCAAGAAAUGGGAAAAGAAUAAAGUAGAUCUGUGGUAGGGUGGGAAACUUAAACAAAAAAGCAAUGAUCAAAGAAACAAAAGAUUGAUCUAAUGGAGACAUAAAUCUAAGUGUCAAAAUUAGUGAUAUUUAAAUAUUAUUCAAAAUUAAGCACAUCCCAGCAACACCCAGGACAAAUUUUGGAUUAGAUUAUUUCAUAAAAUUCAGAAGUUUUAAGUCUACUCUUUCAUUCCGACUUAAAAGUAAAUUUUGACCUCAUUACAAAUUUAGACAACCUGUAUCUUCUAACCUAUCUAUCCAUGUACAUCCCUAAAUGUCUUUUAAACAUGGUAAUUGUUCCUAACUCAAGUUUCCACUGGCAGCUCAUUCCAGAUAACCAUCAUACUUCGAGUGUAAAACUUUCCCUUUGAUCAUUUUUUAAAUGGUACCCCCUCAUCUUAAAUCCAUGUUCUUUUGUUUUGCACAUUCCUACCCUACAAAAGACAUAAACUUCAUUGUAAUGAAUAUAUACCAUUCUUAAACUCUCCCAGACUUUUUUUAAAGGCAAACCUUUACCUGCAAUAGCCUAUCCCAAUCCACUGUUGUCUUACCUCAAUUUGGGAUUUUAAUUUGUGGAUUAGUCCCAUCUUUUUCCAUAACUAUUUUCAAACUAGUAAAGAGUUAUGGUCACUGCUCUUUAGUUCUGCUUCAAUAAAAAAAUUCUAUUCUGCAUAUUCCUGACUUCCAACCCAUCCCACUCCUCUUUUAUUGCAUCUUAAACAAUUAUUCAGCCUUUCUGAUGAAAAGUCAUUAACUUGACUCCCAUUCUUAGCUGAUCUGAUAGAUUCAGACCUACAUUAUCUACAUAUACUCCCUAAUCUGCUAAGCAUUUCUAUCACUUCCUCUUUUUAAAAGUUGAGGUCUUAGAAAUGUAGACAUUUCAGUAUAUUUCUAAAUAUAGCAAUUUCAAAAUCGUUUGAAUAGUUUUUCAAUUUUCAUCGUUUUUAUUCAAUGAAACAUGAGGUUAGUGAUUUUUAAUGCUAAAUUAAUGUUCUCUUCAAUCCCACCACAGGCCUUAAAGGUAUCUUUAUUUCCUUCACUUGCAAGUACAACAGAGCAGAUGCAGAAAAUAUUCCUUCAGUUGAAACCUCAAUUGUAGAAAUCAAGCUUCACAAUUCUAAUCAGUUACUCAGGGAAUACAAUACCACAGUAAUUACAUCUUCAGUUCAAAUCCACCACUGAUGGAGGAAUGAAUGUAAAAGCUUGUAUAACCACAAAAUCACCGGAUUAUCAUUGCAACCAAUUUUGUUCAUGAACAAUCUUUAAGGAAAGUCGAUUCCCAUUCUUGGCCGAUCUGACUGAUUGUGGAGCCAGACUUGCACAUCUGGAAGAACUGACAUUAUAUACAAUGUCAGUCCAUAUGUCUCAAAUGAACAGCAGGCAAAAUAAUGUCUUUAAUAUCUUUAUGUUACAGUACUGAUGAUACUGCAUGCUUCAAUAAAUUUCAACAACUCAU